UUGUAUUAUGAUUAUUAUAGAGAUUUGGUGAAGUAUCUCUAGAUCUUUAUAUGAAAUUGCCAAUGAUUAUUCGGUAAGCACAUGAUUAAUCAGGUGUUUGUUCAAUCAGAAUAUCUCUUUUGAAGUAACGAUGGCACAGGAUGAACUAUUACCACUAAAUUUAUUUAGUCAAACAUUUGGAUUCAUUGGAGGUGGGAAUAUGGCACGUGCGAUAGGUGCGACACUCAUUGAAAGAGGAAUUUUCAAACCCGAUAAUGUCUGGGUUUCUUCUCGUACAGAGAAAACACUUGAGUAUUGGAAAAAAUUGGGUGUACAUACUACUCUGAGUAAUUCUGAAGUAGUUUUAAAUUGUAAAACUGUUAUAUUGGCUGUGAAACCGCAGUUUUUGGACACUGCUAUGGCAUCUCUACAUGUUCUAAAAGGCAGGACAAAUUUGCCUAACAAAGUGUUUAUUUCUGUAAUCGUGGGACUAACUAUCGGUUCAUUGACUCAGAAAUUGAAGGAGUUCGUUUACAAUACGUUUCGAGUUAUUCGAACGCUACCAAACACUCCCCUGGCUGUUGGCGAAGGCACAACAGUUUACUGUUGUUCAUCGGGGCAGGAUGAUUCUUAUGAAUGCCAACUUAUAGAAGCUAUGUUUUCAAAAAUUGGAAUAGUAGAAAAAAUCGAUGAAAACAUGAUGAAUGCUGUGAGUGCCCUAUCCGGAUCCGGACCAGCUUAUGCGUACCUCAUGGUCGAGGCAUUGGCCGACGGAGCGGUAAAAAAUGGAGUUCCUCGUGUUCUCGCCACUAAACUGGCAGCGCAGAUGCUCGUUGGUGCUGGAAAAAUGGUUCUGGAAACGGGAAAACACCCAGGACAACUCAAGGACGAGGUUUGCUCCCCUGGAGGAACGACUAUUACUGGAAUUCAUGCACUGGAGACUGGUGGAGUCAGAGUUUCCCUCAUGAAUGCUGUUGACGCAGCAGCUCAACGAGCCAAAGAAAUAUUAUCAUAAAUACCUUUCUACGUUCCAAUUCUUCUUCUUUUUAGUUCAAUCAUUCAUUAUGCACUUAUCUUCUCACGGAAAAAUUAUUUUCUUUUGUUGAAAGAUUAAUUUAAUUCUCUUCAUUUAAGUUACAUGUUAUAAUCAUACACUGCUGGUGAAGAAAUGGACCGUACUUUACUGUCAAAUACAUUUUCUAUUUGUUCUUAAAAGUUCAGGAAUAAUAAUGUCUCUUAGAUUCUCAUAUUUAUAA
Messenger RNA from Diachasmimorpha longicaudata, 1235 nucleotides. RefSeq lists its product as uncharacterized. The record is from RefSeq and is a predicted model, not a curated record. Bases 131 to 994 code for a protein of 287 amino acids. Gene Ontology annotation, molecular function: pyrroline-5-carboxylate reductase activity. The transcript has 6 exons. Lineage: Eukaryota; Metazoa; Arthropoda; Insecta; Hymenoptera; Braconidae. Gene Ontology annotation, biological process: L-proline biosynthetic process.